ACUGCCUGGUGAACGUGCAUGAACACAACUGUAAGGACCAGAUCACCCAGUGCGACAAGAACAGAAAUAAGGCGCUCCACAGAGAGGGACCCACACAUGGAUCCCAUGGACCCCAACAGAGCAUACCAGGGGCUUUGUUGGAACGGCAACCUGCUUCAGUAGCUGGAACUUCUCUGAGGCCUUCUCAGUCAUUCAAAGACAAACGCUCAGUGUCGGCUCCUGUGAAGACACAGCCUAACCAGCUGUCCACACCUGCUCAGCUGUCACACAGACACAGUCUGCCAACAUCCAGCAAGGCCAUCAGCGAAGAGUCGGAGACGGACGCCAUGUCUGUUGCCACCACGGAUGCUGCUGGACAGAGCAACAUGACAGACACCAUCUCUGAGUCCAUGGAAUCCUUGGAUGCAGUGGUUCCAUCAGAAAUCUCCUGGUUGGACGAUGAACCAGAUUUACAACUGGCUAUUGACGAACCUGAGGCAUGGAGCAUUACAGUGGAUCGGAAGACUUUGAAGAAACUCAGCACCAAGGAUAUUAAGCGACAGGAUACAAUUUGGGAACUCAUCAAUACAGAGAAACAGUAUGUGAAGAGGUUGAAGAUUAUGCAAAAGAUAUUUGCUGCGUCCAUGCUGCGAGACAUGAACUUCACUGAAGACCAAGUGGACAGGCUGUUCCCUCGGUUGGAUGAGUUGGUAGAGCUUCAUGCAAACUUCUUGCGGCAACUGCUUACCAGGCAAGCCAGAAACGAGGACAGAUCAGUGGAUGAAGUCGGAGAUGUCUUGGUGGAUCAGUUCCAGGAUAGUACUGCUGACAAGAUGAAGUCAGUGUACGGGGUGUUCUGCUCAAGACACACCGAGGCAAUGCAGCUUUAUAAGGAGUUGAUUAAGGACAACAGAAAGUUUCAGACCUUUGCCAAAAAGUGCACCAACCUGCCAGUCUGUGAGAAGAGAGACAUCUCUGACUUCAUCCUGGGGGUCACCGUCAGGCUGUCCAAGUAUCCAAUCCUCAUCGAAGCUAUUCUCAAGAGCACCAAAGACAAAAAGGACAGAGAGAACCUGAGUCAUGCCUUGCUGUUGAGCAAAGAUGUUGUUCAGAACAUUGAUGAAAAGGUGGCUGCUUAUGAGAAGCUGAUGGACAUUCAUAACAAGAUGGACUCCAGAGCUGUCAUGUUCAAGGACAAGAAAUUCAAGCGUCAGGACUUGCUUUCUGACACAAGAGAGCUGAUCUACAGUGGGAAGAUUGGUUGGAAGAGUGCUAGAGGCCGGGUCUAUGAUGUGCUGGCAGUUGUUCUCACAGACCUCAUUGUCUUCUUGCAGAAGAAUGAGCAGAAAUACACCUUCCUUAUGCAAGACAACAAGUCAUGUGUCAUCCCAUUGCAUAAUCUGCUGGUGAGGGAGAAGAGGGAUGCCAAGGACAGUCUGGGAAUUUACAUGAUCAGCCAGAACCGCAAGACCCCGGAGAUGUACGAGCUGGUCUGUCAGAGCAAGGUGGAGAGGGAGGAGUGGAUCAGGAUCCUGCAGGAUGCCAUCAGAGCCUGCCCACCAGACGUAGAGCCUGAGCUCUGGCCGCCCACCAAUCCUGGACUAGCUUUAUCCAAUGAGGAGGAGAAACGCAGGAAAGAGGAGCAUGCCAACCAAGUCAAAGUAAUCAUAGAGCAACUUCACCAGAAGGAUGAAGCUAUCAGAGAGUGCUGUGAUGAAAAGAGCAAACUGAUGUUUGAGUUGAUGGAGUUGUCUACCCCUCGCAGUGAAGCAGGAUCUCGACCAAACUCUCAAGAAAUUGUCAAUUUUAACGAAUCUGUGGAGAUUGUGCAUGCAGCAAUGCAGGAAGCAUCUCGUCUGACAACAAUCCUUCAAGGGUCUGGCACCCAGCUGAGUCGCAGUGUCAGCAGCGUUGGCGAACAUCACAGCAAUACUUUCAUCGCCACCCCGAUCCCCAAGCGAGCAGAAACAUUUGCGGGCUUCGAUAGCAGCCAUGACUCACCAAAAAUUAGUGCCAUGAAGCAGAGGUUUGUUAAUGUGGGCCAGGAGGAGGAGGAGGGCCGGUCGCCCAGCGUGCUGAGCCUCGACCAGCAAGAGGGCGACAGCAGUUUUUCUGAUGCUCCAGAAGCCACUCCAGCAGCAGCAGCAGCCAAGGAGAUGAACACACUGGAACCAAAGAUGGCAGGAGGAAACACACAGACGUAUCCGUCUCCACUACAGCAUGGCAGCAACGCCCACCUGUGGGAGGAGACGGCCAACUCUGACAAGUCCAGUGAUCGGGGCUCUCUAGGAGAGCUGUCAGCGGUCUCUGUCUCCUCGCUGACUCAUCCUCCCACCAACCACGAGCAGAUGACCUCCAUAUGUCACCUGGUGCAGUACCUCAAUAUACUGAUGAAUCUAACUUCAAAACAAUGCACAAAAGUGGAAAGUCUCAGAGCUGAACUAGCAGAAGCCAAAGAAGAAAUUGCCAAACUUUCAGCAGAUAUGCAGGGCAGACGCUCAGUUUACCGCCAUGAUCAGCUAGAGGAGCUGCGAAACCUGCAGGAGAACAUCAGCCGGGAGAGGCAGGAGUUGGAGAAAACCAAACUGCAGGACCGCACUUGGCUGGAGAUGGAAAAGCUGAAGCUGGAGAAUGAGCGAAAAGAAAUAGAGAAAGAAAAGCUGGACCUGCGUCUGAAAAAGGAUGAUUUGAAGAGGGAGAGAGAAGUCUUACAGCGACAGAUAGACAUGAUGAGACAACAGGGCUAUCAGGUGUCCAGUUCAGCGAGUGAUGACCCCAGCAACGAAGGAACCGACCUUGACAUCAUGACUGGUGACCUCCCAGAGCGGCAGCGGCCAAUGUCUCAUCGCAGAUCGGCCUCUGCAGAUUUCUACAACACCGUUGCCAUCAGUGAUAUUGAGAACAUGAACAAUUUUCCUUCGUAUGCUGGAGAUGCUUCUAAGGGUUUCCCUCGCCAGCCACGGUUGUCAGUUGGUAACACACAGGGGCAGGGUUCAAACACUGGUGCUAAUGCCAAGCUGGCGGGCCUCCCUGUGCAUUUGUUGAGUGCCCGCAAUGAACAAAGAGUCGGGGGUGCCAAUGUUCAGUGUUUGCCGCUGAAGCUUUCAGGUCCAAACAGUGCCGCCACUGGCGCCCCGUCCCAACAGCCACCUACUCGUGGAGCUGGAGUCUCUCGAGUCCAGUCCAUGUCUGCAGCUUCUCGUUCGGCCCUGGCGCAGCUAGCUAGAAACAAUGUGCCUUCCAGUCUGGCAGGAGUGAUGAAGCUAGCCGAUCCAAAGCCACCGUCUGGAAGUAAUGCUGGCUCGUUGCCCUCAUCCAAAAAGACACCUGCUCCACAGCCUGCGGGAGCCCCAGGAGGUCCAGUUUCAAAGUCGGAAAGUGAUCAGAAAGAAGCAGAGAAGAUCAUCUACUUCUAA
Messenger RNA from Candidula unifasciata, 3395 nucleotides. The record is from the annotation of a GenBank genome assembly. NCBI's taxonomy places the organism in Eukaryota, Metazoa, Mollusca, Gastropoda, Stylommatophora, Geomitridae.